Molecule: messenger RNA, 852 nt
Organism: Arabidopsis lyrata subsp. lyrata
Lineage: Eukaryota; Viridiplantae; Streptophyta; Magnoliopsida; Brassicales; Brassicaceae
Product: adenylylsulfatase HINT1
Exons: 5
Coding region: 185-628 (147 amino acids)
Biological process (GO): purine ribonucleotide metabolic process; sulfur compound metabolic process
Cellular component (GO): cytoplasm
Molecular function (GO): adenylylsulfatase activity
Source: RefSeq, a predicted model, not a curated record
UGAUUAAUCAAUAAACAAGUGGGUUUGGUGGGCUUUGUGAGCAGUGGGCUAAGAUAGAAAAGAGGUUUCAGACAACAGAAAAAGAAGUGUAUGACGUGGCAGGAGAUCAUUGGUUGGAAAAAAGAGAUUGGCGGGUGAAGUUGUUUGUUGUACCGUCGACGGAUUUAGGGUUAAUUUUGGUUUAAUGAGCCACCGUGUUUCGAUUCUAUCAUCUCAUUUCUCACCUGUCUCCGCCGUCAUGGCUUCCGAGAAAGAAGCUGCUCUCGCCGCCACUCCUUCCGAUUCUCCCACCAUAUUUGACAAGAUCAUCAGCAAAGAAAUUCCAUCCACCAUGGUUUAUGAGGAUGACAAGGUCUUAGCUUUUAGAGACAUAACGCCCCAGGGUCCUGUUCACAUCCUCCUUAUUCCAAAAGUGAGGGAUGGCCUAACUGGACUCUCUAAGGCUGAGGAAAGGCACAUCGACAUCUUGGGCCGCCUUCUCUACACUGCUAAGCUCGUAGCGAAACAAGAAGGCCUAGAAGAGGGUUUCAGAAUUGUGAUCAAUGAUGGUCCACAAGGCUGUCAAUCGGUGUAUCACAUUCAUGUUCAUCUCAUUGGAGGACGUCAAAUGAACUGGCCUCCUGGCUAAUAGAUAUCAUCUUGAAGUGGAUUGUUGUCCUGAUAAUAAGAGGGACGCUUAGAGUUUGAUCCCGUCUUCUUCUACUGUCUCUAUAAAUAAAAAAAAACUUGGGACAUGAGUUUUAUGAUUGUUAUGCAAAACCUUGUUUUAUGUUAUGAAAAGGAUAUUUGACUGUUUUCUCUUCUGGAAUCUUGUGGUUGGUUGCUUUUUCUCUAUUAUUAACUCCGUAAAAA